AUGAGAGAGAUGCGUGAGUUGUACUUGAGCCUCCCGGGCGGUCUUGGCAUUCUGGUGGACAAAGAACGUGAGGCCUACAAGCAGGGCAUUAAGCAUCGAACAAGGGAUGCAAACUUGCUUCAACUAGAGAGGAGCUAUCCUUCAAGCUUCAGUUGGCUGUAUGAAAGGCCCCAAUGCCUGGACUAUGUCCAUCAUCAGGGAACUUGUGGCGCUUGCUACAUGUUUGCAGCCCUUGACUCUCUCUCUGAUCGGCACUGCAUCGAUACGACGAAUGCCUCACAGUUGGGGAAGGUCGAACAUUUGUCGGUUCAGAUGGCCUUGCUUUGUGAACCUCUAGGCAGACAAUGCUCUGGUGGGUGGGCAGAUGUAGGCUUCAACUACUCUGUGUGA
Messenger RNA from Durusdinium trenchii, 390 nucleotides. The record is from the annotation of a GenBank genome assembly. NCBI's taxonomy places the organism in Eukaryota, Dinophyceae, Suessiales, Symbiodiniaceae.